AUGCCGUAUUAUUUUUACAGAAACAUGCAAUACAUCGAGUUACGGAGCAUGAAAUUUUUUCUCUGAGAGAGAUAACAAGGAAUACUUCCUCUUUAAUUUUGGAACAUUUAAGGAUUCAAGCAAUGGAGGCUUCAAUUAUGUACCGAUAUAUGCGUAAGGGAAGUAUACUUACUACUGAGAGCACACUUUUUAAAGUUUUAUUACCUCUCAGUCAAGUAGAUUGGAGAAAAUCUUUAGAAAUUCUUAAAAAGUUAAGGAUUGAAGUUAAAGACAAGGCGCUUACAUAUGAACGAAAACAGUUACUUUUGAAGGCGUACGAGGUUGUGUUUAUAUCUUGCGCUACAGAUAAUCAAUGGGGCGUUAUUGGAAAACUUAUCGAGUUGCUCAACAAUGAGGAGCUUUCUUUUUUUAUUCCAUUUUCUCGACUUAUCGAUAUUUGUCGUAUUAAUAGUUAUUAUAAAACUGCACAAGAAAUUUUUGAUUGUAUGAAACAGGCGUUAUCUUUUCAAGUAGAUAAUAAUACUGUUUCGAUAAAAUCGCUUCAGGGUUAUAAGCCCUGCCUGGAUGAGCCUCAUCUAGUAAAUGUAAUUCCGCUUCACCAGAUCGUGGAAUCUUAUGCCUCUUUAAUUGGAAUAUAUGCAAAAGUAGGAAAAUUUAAAGAAGCUCUUGACUUUUAUGAUGAAUUAAAAUCACUUCACACUCCUAUCCCAAUGAAGCCCUCCCUUUUUUUGAGCGUUUUGGAAGCCUGCAGAGAUGGCCCUUUAGAAUUAGCUAAAGAGACCUUUUCUCUCUAUAAUAACAAUAGUGAGAGUGGUGAGAUUUGUAAAGAUCUUCAAAACGAUUUUGUUGAGCCUUUUAGUUAUAGAACUAAAGAAUGUAUAAAAACACUUAAGAAGAAACAGGUUUUAUGGAAUAAAGAAUCUGUUUCCCGCGGGAUUCUAACGGCUUUGAUCCGCGCCCAUGUAAAACCGCGUGCUUUGGAAAGCGCUUUAGAGUACUUUGAAAACUUUAAAAGUACAAAAUCGGAAAUAAGCAAUGUGAUUGUUUCCUGCAUUCUUUUUUUAUUUCAAGAGGCUGAACUUUAUAGGGAAGCCAUUAAUUUCUAUAAACAAAAUCGGGAUGUUGUUUAUAAACUGGAUAUGGCGUCGUGUGAAAUUGUCAGGUACUGCGCUGAUGCGAAAGUAAAGAAGGAGAAUGCAUUAAAUAAGGAGGGACGUAAAGAGUUAUACCCUUACUAAGUUAUUAUUUGGAGUAAAAACUU
Molecule: messenger RNA, 1261 nt
Organism: Zophobas morio
Lineage: Eukaryota; Metazoa; Arthropoda; Insecta; Coleoptera; Tenebrionidae
Exons: 3
Coding region: 123-1238 (371 amino acids)
Molecular function (GO): protein binding
Source: RefSeq, a predicted model, not a curated record